Messenger RNA from Terrapene triunguis (Three-toed box turtle), 1043 nucleotides. Its product is annotated as voltage-dependent L-type calcium channel subunit alpha-1S-like. Gene Ontology annotation, biological process: calcium ion import across plasma membrane. The transcript is spliced from 6 exons. Gene Ontology annotation, cellular component: membrane; voltage-gated calcium channel complex. The record is from RefSeq and is a predicted model, not a curated record. The annotation marks the transcript as partial. Gene Ontology annotation, molecular function: high voltage-gated calcium channel activity. NCBI's taxonomy places the organism in Eukaryota, Metazoa, Chordata, Testudines, Emydidae.
UGCACCAGAGCCCUCCUCUGGUUGGGGCCUGGGGCUAAGGCACAAGCAGCAGCAGGAGUGUAGUUGUCCUUCUCCUCUGCUCAGCCUGACUUCUGUGCUUCGGUUUCACCCUCAGAUAUCAUUGCCAAAGGGGAAAUGGAGAAGCCAUCCCCGUGCACCACCACCGGCCACGGGUAUCACUGCACCCUCAACGGCACUGAGUGCAGGAGUGGGUGGCCAGGACCCAACAACGGCAUCACCCAUUUUGAUAAUUUUGGCUUCGCCAUGCUGACCGUGUACCAGUGCAUCACCAUGGAGGGAUGGACGGAAGUUCUCUACUGGGUGAACGACGCCAUCGGGAACGAGUGGCCCUGGAUCUAUUUCGUCAGCCUCAUUCUGCUGGGCUCUUUCUUCGUUCUCAACCUGGUGCUGGGCGUGCUCAGCGGGGAGUUCACCAAGGAGCGUGAGAAGGCCAAGUCACGGGGCACGUUCCAGAAGCUGCGGGAGAAGCAGCAGCUGGAGGAGGAUCUGAAGGGCUACAUGGACUGGAUCACCCAUGCCGAAGUCAUGGACAGCCACCGGGCCAGGGGAGAAGGGAUGCUGCCAUCAGAGGAAGGGGGUUCAGAGACCGAGAGCCUUUAUGAAAUUGAGGGCAUGAACAAAUGGAUUCUCUUCUUCCGGCAGUGGAGGCGAUGGAACCGCCUGUUCCGCAGGAAGUGCCGCGAGGUGGUGAAGUCCAAGUUUUUCUAUUGGCUGGUGAUCCUGCUCAUCUCGCUGAACACCCUGUCAAUCGCCUCCGAGCAUCACUGGCAGCCCGAGUGGCUGACCCAUGUGCAAGACAGCGCCAACCAGGUGCUGCUGGCGCUCUUUGCGGCCGAGAUGCUGCUGAAGAUGUACGUGCUGGGCCUGCGCCAGUACUUCAUGUCCCUCUUCAAGCGCUUCGACUGCUUCGUGGUGUGCGUCGGCAUCCUGGAGAUUAUCCUGGUGGAGAUCAACGUCAUGUCACCCCUGGGCAUCUCCGUUCUGCGGUGCAUUCGCCUGCUGAGGAUCUUCAAGAUAACCAG